Molecule: messenger RNA, 550 nt
Organism: Funneliformis caledonium
Lineage: Eukaryota; Fungi; Glomeromycota; Glomeromycetes; Glomerales; Glomeraceae
Source: the annotation of a GenBank genome assembly
AUCUAACAAGCGCCAUUAUGAUGGUGAUCGAGAGGAUGUACAAGGAAAUCAAAUUUGUCGUCUCUUACCUAAAAUGAUUUCAAUAUUGGAGUCAACAGGAGAACACACAUCUAAUACGUCUAAUAAAGAAAUUACCGAAGUUACUAGAAAAAAUAAUGAAAAUAUCAAAUUCUUAAAAGGACGUGGAUUGGAAUAUAUGGUACAACACCAUUCCCGAUUUAAUAAUGAUCUUAGUUUUUAUGCAGAGAAAUACAUGAAGAUUAACAGCAUUUCAAAUAUCUUCUUUACACAAUUGGCCGUUAUUAAAGAAGAUGAAUUAUUUGAUGAUUCAACUGUUAUUGCCCUUUUAAAGAUAUUUUUAAAACAAGCAUUUAUUUUGCAUUUAACACAUAAAGUAUCCCGCUUAACCAGCCUUAAUAUGGAUAAUCAUCAUACAUUACAACAAGUAAAAGAAUUAGAUCAUUUAACUAAUGAUCUGAUUAUUUCAAAUUUAACCCAAAAUAAUGCCUCUAAUCAAAUUGAUAUGUCAACAAUGAUACAAAGACGUCAU